Acaromyces ingoldii is the source of this 534-nucleotide messenger RNA. RefSeq lists its product as hypothetical. The record is from RefSeq and is a predicted model, not a curated record. The transcript has a single exon. Lineage: Eukaryota; Fungi; Basidiomycota; Exobasidiomycetes; Exobasidiales; Cryptobasidiaceae. Bases 1 to 534 code for a protein of 177 amino acids.
AUGUCCAGCAACAACACACUCAGCCUCCUCGUCUCGCCAGGCUUCCGUUCGGCUGCCUAUCUCGGCAACGCGCUCUGGUUCACGUCUGCAGCUGUGCACUUUGGCCUCUUUCCCGAGUUUAUGAUGGGCAAGCUCAGCACGCGCAAGGCAGACGUAAAGACGAUUGAGACGCCCAAUGGAGACAGCCACCAUCACGACCUCAUGCGCUACCUGGGCGCCAUCAACGUCGGCUACGCGGUCCUGGCUGGCAUCCGUCUCGCCCCAUUUGUGAUCCGGCGAUUCAGCAGCGAUGCAAAGACAAACGUAAAGGCGGCUGUCAAGUGGGACCACGAUGCCUUUGACAUCGUCGCAUUCACCGUGCUGGGCACCGCCAACCUGUCGCAGGCCCUCCUCAACUGGUUCUGGGCCAAGCCGAGCGGACGCUGGAUCAUUGGCCACCUCAUCAACGGCAAGCCAGACCGCAUCACUGUCCUGGACACGCUCUUUUCCGUCGUUGACUUUGCCAUUGUGGGUGCCCGUCUGGCUGGCUUCUAA